Messenger RNA from Thecamonas trahens ATCC 50062, 1573 nucleotides. Its product is annotated as vitamin K-dependent gamma-carboxylase. The record is from RefSeq and is a predicted model, not a curated record. The transcript has a single exon. Gene Ontology annotation, molecular function: vitamin binding; gamma-glutamyl carboxylase activity. NCBI's taxonomy places the organism in Eukaryota, Apusomonadida, Apusomonadidae. The coding region runs from base 56 to 1573 and encodes 505 amino acids. Gene Ontology annotation, biological process: peptidyl-glutamic acid carboxylation.
GCGGCGCUUGGCGCGCGGCACGUGAGUGCGGAGAGGAUUGGGGUGUAUUCGAGUCAUGCAGUGGCUACGCAGAGUACACCGUGCAGCGCACAAGGCUGUGGAUGGGACAGGCGUGGUGCUGUUCCGUGUGGUGUUUGGAGUGCUCAUGGUCUACGGCGAGCUCAGGCACCAGAUCGAAUACCGUGAUAUGGAGUAUCGCUUCCGCGAGCCGGCACUCAUCCUCCCGCACUGGCUCUUCCGAGUAGUGCCUGGCCUAGACAUGGUCUUUCCCCCGCCUGAUCCGGGCCUGUUUCUCUACUGGCUGGCAAUGGUCCUGUCAGCGAUGGCCAUUGCUCUCGGCCUGGCCACCCGGACAGCGGCCGCUGUCUUUGGCGUCCUGUACUCGAUCUCGUUUCUGGCCGAGCAAUCGGCGUACAACAACCACUACUAUCUUAUUUGCAUGAUCGCUGGCUUUCUGGCCUGCGUCCACUCGGACAUGGGUCUGGCGCUCUCGCCGAGCUCGUCGUCGACCAAGGCCGUCCCGCGUUGGCACCGCGACAUCUUCCGCUUUCUGGUUGUCAUCGUCUAUUUUUACGGUGGACUGGCCAAGAUCAACAAAGACUGGCUCCGCGGCGAGCCGAUCCGGGCGUCGCUGGUGGUUACGCCGGAACAGUUUGACCUCUGGUGGAUCCGCGAGGCUUUUGUGGUGGUCCUUUGCGGCGGUGGUCUCGUCUUUGACCUUUGCGUUGGCUUUGCGCUCCUGCACCCAAUCGGACGCAACCUCGCGCUCCCGCUGGUGCUCUACUUUCACACCUCCAACUGGCUGAUGUUUAACAUCGGCGUCUUUCCGUUUCUCAUGGUUGGCGCCUCGGUACUCUUUUACGAUGGCGCCGAGCUGGAAGCUGCGCUUCGUUCGAUCCAGCCAUGGCUCCCACUGCGGGCGCACGGUGGCAUCCGGGCGACGGUGGGCUUGCUGGCACGGAUGCGACCGUCAAGCUCGCACCUCUCGCCGCGGCGAGUGCUUCGCGGCCGGCGGCGGACGACAUUGCUCCUCCUCGCAUUUGUCGCCUUUCAGCUCCUCUUCCCUCUCCGGCACUUUGUGCUCAACGCGCCAGCCGGCCAUCUUGUCCACUGGAACGAGAACGGACACAAGUUCUCGUGGCAUAUGAAGCUACGGGCCAAGGCCUGCGAAGGCGAGUGGAGCUAUGUCAACAAUCGUGGCCACAAGAGGGAGAUUCAUCUUGCAAACUACCUCACGCCGCGCCAGCAGUCGCGGGCUCUCGACAAUCCCGACGUCAUGUGGAUCUUUGCACAGUGGAUCUCAGUACAGCACAACGGUGCGCCGGUCUUUGCCGACAUUCGCUGCGGGCUCAAUGGGCGGCCAAAGGUUGCGUUUACCCUGCCCGACGUCGAUAUUGCGUCAUCGGUUGUCCCGUGGUUCGGCACAGCACCGUUUAUCACCACUGACUACGGCCCGCUCGAGUAUCCGGCCCACGUCCAAGCCUUUGAUCUUGCGGCGCUAGCCAUGGCAUGUGUCGGCACCGCUGUGCUGCUCUGGCUCUUCCGAAUCUUGGUCCGUCCGCGAGCGUGGUGA